Molecule: messenger RNA, 12010 nt
Organism: Balaenoptera ricei (Rice's whale)
Lineage: Eukaryota; Metazoa; Chordata; Mammalia; Artiodactyla; Balaenopteridae
Gene: CFLAR
Product: CASP8 and FADD like apoptosis regulator
Exons: 11
Coding region: 401-1930 (509 amino acids)
Biological process (GO): negative regulation of extrinsic apoptotic signaling pathway via death domain receptors; proteolysis
Molecular function (GO): protein binding; cysteine-type endopeptidase activity
Source: RefSeq, a predicted model, not a curated record
CCAGGCUUUUUAGGGCACGGGCCACCUCCUCUUCUUGCAUGGCCUUGCAAAAAACCUUUCUCUGCUCCAAACUCUAAGGUUUCCGUUUGUGUGGCCUCACUGUGCUCUUGGACACAAGAGCUUGUGUUCACAGUUUGUUCUGUCCAUAGUGACAAGUAGUCAGCGUACUUAGGCAACCACCCAGAGUUCACAGCAAGCCCAGUCAGAGCGGGUGUAAACAGGAAACAGCAGGCAGGCGGGUUGUUGAACAGCACGGCAGUGUUUCAACUCAAAGGGCUGAUGGAAGAGCCUGAACAUGUUUACAAGCUGAGGGGAGGAGUCCCUGAAGGUGGAGAGAGGUUGACGGAAGGAACUCCUCCAUUGGAAAGGAUUCUGAAAGAAAUGAAGAAAACCAUCAGAAAUGCAAUCGGUAGCUUCAUGGCCUUCUGUUGACUGGACUGGACUUUUCUUACUGCUGUUCCUUGGAAUGACACUGUACAGGAUGUCUGCUGAGGUCAUCCAUCAGGUGGAAGAAGCACUUGAUGAAGAUGAGAAGGAGAUGCUUCUUUUUCUGUGCCGAGACGUUGCUGCAGAUGUGGUUCCACUUAAUGUCAGGGACCUUCUGGAUGUUUUAAGAGAGAGAGGAAAGCUGUCUUCUGUGAGCUUGGCUGAGCUGCUCUACAGAGUAAGGCGGUUUGACUUGCUCAAGAGGGUCUUGAAGAUGGACAGACCGACAGCGGAGGCCCUCCUGCACAGGCACCCACAUCUUAUUUCGGACUAUAGGGUGCUGUUGAUGGAGAUCGGUGAGGGUUUGGAUAAAUCUGAUGUGUCCUCAUUAAUAUUCCUCAUGAGAGAUUAUAUGGGCCGAGGCAAGAUAGCCAAGGAUAAGAGUUUCUUGGAUCUUGUGAUUGAACUGGAGAAGCUAAACCUGGUUGCUCCAGAUCACUUGGAUUUAUUAGAAAAAUGCCUAAGGAACAUCCACAGAAUAGACCUGAAGACAAAAAUCCAGAAAUACAAGCAGUCUGCUCAAGGAGUGGAAACAAAUUACGUAAAUGCUCUCCAGGCAUCUCUGCCAAACUUGAGUAUUAAGGAUCCUUCAUAUAACCUAAGGCUCCAGAAUGGGAGGAGUAAAGAACACAGACUCAUGAUGGGACAACCUGACAUUCAGAGAGAACCAGUGAAGACAUCCAUUCAGGAAUCAGAAGCAUUUUUACCUCAGCACGUACUGGAAGAGAGAUAUAAGAUGCAGAGCAAGCCCCUGGGCAUCUGCCUGAUAAUUGAUUGCAUUGGCAAUGACACAGACAUUCUUCAGGAAACCUUCACUUCCCUGGGCUAUGAAGUCAAGCGUUUCUUACAUCUCACUGUGGAAAAUAUAAUGCACAUUCUUGGCCAAGUUGCGCACAUGCCCCAACACCAAGACUACGACAGCUUCGUGUGUAUCCUGGUGAGCCGAGGGGGCUCCCAGAGCGUGUUUGGCGUGGAUCAGACUCACUCAGGGGUCCCUUUGGAUCAUAUCAGAAGGAUGUUCAUGGCAGAUGCAUGCCCCUCUCUCUCAGGGAAGCCAAAGGUCUUUUUUAUCCAGAACUAUGUGACGUCAGAGGGCCAGCUAGAGGACAGCAGCUUCCUGGAGGUGGAUAGGCCAUCAGUGAAAAGUGCAGAAUUCAAGGUCAGGCAGCCCGGGGCCUGCAUGAUUCACCGAGAAGCUGACUUCUUCUGGAGCCUAUGCAAAGCGGACGUGUCCCUGCUGGAGCGGUCCUCCCCUUCACCCUCAUUGUACCUGAAGUGCCUCUCCCAGAAACUGGGGAAAGAAAGAAAACACUCACUCCUGGAGCUCCACAUUGAACUCAACAGCAAGGUGUAUGAUUGGAACAGCAGAGUGUCUGCUAAGGAGAGGUACUGUGUCUGGCUGCAGCACACUCUGAGAAAGAAACUCAUCCUCUCUUGCAAAUGAAAAGCCAAAGGCUCCUCUUAGCUUUGCAGUCUCCAUCGCUAGCCAGAAAGACAAACAUUUAUUUCUCACAGUUCUAGAGACUGGGAAGUCCAAGAUCAAGGUGCUUGUAGAUCAGGUGUCUGGUGAGAACCCGCCUCCAGGUUGGCAGAUGACCCUCUUGUUGUAUCUUCACAUGGCAAAGAGAACAGAGAGAAAGCAGGCUGUCUUGUGUCUCUUCUUAUAAGGGCACUGAUCUUAUUCAUAAGGGCUGCCCUGUCAUGACCUAAUCUAGGACUCACAUGGCAUUCUACAGUAAUCAGUAUACCUUUCCUCCUUGGAUUUGAAAGCAUGACCUAAAAGAAUAUUAUUGUUUAAAAUAUUAUUUAAAGGGACUUCCCUGGUGGACCAGUGGUUAAGACUCCGUGCUUCCACUGCAGGGGGAAUGAGUUCAAUCCCUGACUGGGGAACAAAGAUCCCACAUGCUGAGGCACGGCCAAAAAAAAUCACUUGAAGUUAAGAAAAAACUUAUUUAUAUAUUUUUAAGUUGGUUUUAAGUGGUAUGUUUCUGUGUGGGUAUGUUUAUAUGUGUUUUGACAUGAUCACUCAACAAAGGCUGAAAAGUAUGAAAGGAACAGUUUUCAGACACUUCAUACACUUAUUUCUACUUUAAAGGUAAUUUUCUAUCCUUGUAUUAAUGAAUGUGGGACUCCUGAGGGUGUCUUUGAAUUUCACAUUGCUCGGGGCACCAGCAGGAACAAUGCAUGUCCUUGGACUCAUGAACCAGAACCCUGUGUUAAUUAUUACAGAGGGAAACUGAGAGGGAUCUUAAUGACCUGGCAGCUUUUGCAUCCUCCUCUGUCCCAUCCUGACCGGGUGACAAGCAUUUUCCAUAUUCUUGUCCAUAUGAAUAUGGACAAGCAUUUUCCAUAUUCAUACAACCACAAGCAUAGUAUUUAUUUAUAUUACUUUUUAGUUUUAUAUAUUUUUAUAUAUUAUUAAGAUAACUUAUAUUUGCAUUAAAUAUAAAAAUAAGAGGGGCCUUGAAGUCAUUAUGCUAAGUGAAAUAAAAGACAAAUACCAAGCAUUAUAUGCUCUCAUUUAUAUGUGGAAUCUACAAAACAAAAACAUAAACAAAACAAGCCAAACUCAUAGAAAAAGAGAUCAGGCAGUGGUUACCGGAGGUGGGGGAAGGGAGUAAUUGGAGGAAGGUGGUCAAAAGGCACAAACUUCCAAAAAAAAGAAAAAAAAAAAAAGACUGCUCUAAGCACGGGUAAGCACCUGCAGUGCAUUGUCCAAUGUUAGGCUGAAAUAUCAGAUUCUUGAUGUAGGCCCUGAUUUCUCCCACACCUAAGCUAUGUUUCACAAAAACUGAACAUGAUGAAUAUGAGAUUUUUAGUUAGAGAGGGUUUAGGAGCAGCUACAGUCUGUAAUCCCAUGAGCUAUAACUUAGGAGAUUGAUAGAGAAUAUGGUAGAGGUAAACCAGAGAUGGAAGAAAGGUUUUAGAAAUGGAAUGAGAGAGAACAAAAGACAGUCAGCUAUGUGAUAUACAAUAAUAAGACCUACAAGACGGGUGUGAUGGAUGGAAUGCAAGCAGGUUUAGUGUAUAAGUGUGACUGACAGUGAAGAAUUAAAUUUUAGGAUAUAGCAUAUUGUGACAUUAGGUUUUCAAUAAAUAAUAUAAUGACACCUGACAGCUAUAAUCUCUCGAAAAUUCACAUCAAUGAUGUUCAUUCCAAUAAUUAAAAAUAAAUUAAAAAUUUACAAAAAGAAAAGGGGACAAACUUCCAGUUGUAAGAUAAAUAAGUACUAGGGGUAUAAUGUACAACAUCAUGACUAGAGGUAACACUGCCGUGUGAUACAUAGGGAAUUUGUUAAGAGAGUAAGUCCUAAGCGUUCUCAUUACAAGGAGAAAAAUUUUUUUCCUUUUUUCUUUUCUUUUUAGCGUAUGCAUAUGAGACAGUGAAUGUUAGCUGACCCUAUUGUGGUAAUCAUUUCACAAUAUAUGUAAUCAUCACCUUGUAUACCUUAAACUCAUGCAGUGAUGUAUAUCAAUUAUUUCUCAGUAAAAUGGGGAGAAAAAGAUUUGAAAAACACAAUCAUAUCAUUCAAAAUGUUUUAGAUGCAAGUAACAGAAGACCUAACUUAAAAAGUUUUUAAAAAAUUUGUUUACUCUUAUUAAGCAACAGCUUCAGAGGUAGGGGGGUAGUUGCUAGCUUGGCUAAUUCAUUGGCUCAACAAUCUCCUCAAGGGUUUGAUGCUUUCCACCUUUCCUCUCUGUAAUCUCAGGGUUUGGGCUUUUAUUUUCAAAUUUGUCAUCUAAAAGUCACAAGAGGGCCACAGGUCCAAGUAUCAUACCCAAACACAGAAGAGAAAACAUCUCUUCCUUGUGUGGCUUCUUAAGAUCAAAGGAAAAUUUUCCCAGAAGCUCUCCUCCCCAAGAGUUCCCUUCCCUCACUUCUCAUUGGCUAGAAUCACAUGAUAUGUUCUUCCUUAAACCAACCAUUGGCAGAGGGAAUGGGAUUACCAUGGUUGGUUUAUACCAGCCCAGACUCAGUCCCCUGGGACUGGGGUUCAGUGGCUUCAGCUCCCUUGGGCACAUGGUCUCCAAAAGCUGGGGUUCUUUUAGGGAAAAAUGGGGCAUGGAGCUUCCCUGGGGAGUAGAUAACCAUAAUGUAUGCCAAAAAGAAUGAGAACAUCCAUUUUAUGAUUGAAGAAACUGAGGCACACAGCUUUUAAGUGAGCUGUUCCCAAAUCUCAGAGAAAAUCAUUGGUAGCGCCGGAUCGAGAAUGUUAACGACCAGCCUUACGAUCUUGUGUCCUUCAGAAAUUAGAACAAACUUUGGAAGAUGUGUAGCAUGCAUUCCAGGGAAGGCGUCAUACUCCUCUCUUAGCUGUUUGUGAGAGUCAUUACCCUACCUUCCCAGCCCCACCCUUUUCCCCCGCAGAGAGGCAGUAUGGCCCCAUAGCUUUCCGUAUCCCAUCUGAUGGACACGGUGAAAAUACAGAGCCUGUUAAAUCCCCAUCUAUUCUUUCCUUCCCUUUUAAAAAGCAAUUAUUUAUUGGGACUUCCCUGGCGGUCCAGUAGUUAAGACUCCGCGCUUCCACCACAGGGGGUUCAGGUUCAAUCUCUGGUCCCUGGUCAGAGAACUAAGAUCCCACAUGCGGCCAAAAAAAAAAAAAAAAAAACAGACAAAAACAAAAAAUAUAUAUUUAUUAAAUUAUACUGUGCUGUCUGUUUACUUUUGUCACUUUUCUGUCUUUAGAUUACAUUAUUUUUAUUAAUACCAUUCAUCAGUCAACCCGCAGGUGCCAAGGAAAAAGAGUGCUAAGGGUUUGCUUGUGUGUUUUGCUCACUGGCAAGGGGUAUGGGGUGGAGUAAAGAGGGACUUUGAUUCCAGGAGCAGGCCAACAAGAUGGGAGGAAUAAAGCCUUGCCUUCCCUUGCCUACUUCGCAGAAUUGUUCUGAGGAUGAAAUGAGAGAGCGUUUAUGAUCAUACCCAAUGAGAGAGUUUUUAUGACUGCAUUGGUGAUGCCACACGAACAUAGCUGUUAUUAUUACAGCACACUGUGGAGGAGUUAUUUUGAAAAGGUUGAAUCAAACCUUGAAAAUUGGUAGGAUUUUGGCAGGUUGAGGUGGAGAAGAGAAUACAUUGCAGGAGAAGAAACAAAGCAAACGAAGGGUCAGAUAAGGGAAAUGUAAGGCAUGUUUCAGAAACCAUGAGUGUAACUUUUAGCUGGAGCAGAGAGAAUGUGAGCAAUGGUGAGUGGUAAGCCAGGAGGUGCCUGUUGUUUGGCAUGUGAAGAGCUGUAAAAACCCCCAUCUCUGUCUUUUAGUCAGCUCUCAUGUAAGUUAUUUUGUGACUUAUUUUUCUCACUUUAAUAGUGGGGUCUACAACUACUUCUUUGACACUUUUGUGUAUAUGAGCAAUUUGAUUACUAAAUGCCUUAUUCUUUUUCAUUGAGUAUAGUUUUUAAAUGAAAUAUUUAAGGCAUGCUAAAGGAGAAUUAUAUUAGGUAACAAUAUAAUGAAUACAUACCCACAACCCAGCUUAAAUGAAAUGUUCUAAAAUCUAUAUGAAGACUCUGAAGAUACUGCUUUAAGUAAUAGCCCUAAAUAUAAAAGAGAUAAAUGUAUUAAAAUAUUUAAAACUUUAUAAUAGCCACCAACUGAAAAUUCGUCAAGUGUUUAGUAACAGGAGCAUGGUUAUGAUAAAAUGUCCACUGGUUGGAAUUUUAUGUAACCGCUAAACUUAUAUAUACAAAUAAUAAAGGCUUACAAAAGCUGUUCUUAGCUCAUUACAUGAAUUAUCUCAUUUAAUCCUCAAAACAGCUCUUUGAGGUAGGUAUUAUUGUCCUCAUUAUUAUUUCUUCCCAUUUUAUAGAUGAGGAAAGUGAGCAAAGGGAUGCUAAGUAGCUUGUCCUUGGUCAGCCCAGCCUAGGAUAUAAACUCAAGCCAUAAACAGAGCCUUUAUUUUUAUAGCUAAGUACGUUUAAAGCAAAACAGGACUUCCCUGGAGCUCCAUUGGUUAAGGCUGUGCGCUUACAAUGCAGGGGACAUGGGUUCGAUCCCUGGUUGGCGAAGAUCCCACAUGCUGUGUGGUGUGGCCAAAAAAAAAAAAGCAAAAACUAACAAAAAAUAUCUCUCACAGGAAAACAAAAGGCCGGCAAGAAAUAUUCCAAAAGUGGUGUAUGAAUGACAGAACGAUGGCUGGUAUCUUUUCUUUCUGUUUUCCAAAUCCUCUUUUCUAUCUCUGUAUAUUUAAGCAUACUGGUUUCUAAAGUAAAGUCUAGGUAAUUCCUCCAACUUUAAAAAAAAAAGUUUAUUUAUUUAUUUAUGUAUGUAUGUAUUUGGCUGUGCCAGGUCUUAGUUGCAGCAAUGAGGGAUUUUUAGUUGUGGCAUGCAUGCAGGAUCUAGUUCCCUGACCAGGGAUCAAACCCAGGUCCCCUGCAUUGGGAGUGCAGAGUCUUAACCACGGGACCACCAGGGAAGUCCCUCUGUCAACUUUUGAGUAGCUGGUUCUUUGAUGCUAAAGAGACUACUCUUCCCUAUAGCUCUGCCUUCACUUCUCUGUCUCACCUCUAGCCCUUCUUUUCAGUAGCAGGACCCCUGGUCUCAGGGCUGCUUUUUUGGGCCACUGGUUAGGAGGACUGUCUCGUCAACCCCAGUUCCAUUCCAGUCCCCAACACCUUCCAUCCUCUUCCAUGAAUAGGCCAUGGUAGGGGUCACUUGACAGCUUCUUCUGUCUGCAGUGUUUGAAAUGGGAAUCUCUUCUGCCAUAUUCUAGGAUCAAGUUUUCAGGAUUAAGCAUGUUACUUAUGCCACCAAGAGGUCACAAUUUGAGGUCAGCCUUGUCAAUUUGUCUGUGUGGCAGACCCUGCUCACUGUCCCAAAUAUCCAUUCUCUUCUUCCCUAGUAAUAGAAGUCUUAAUUUGAAACUGGGCACAAAGCCUCACAGAAUACAGGUCUAGUUGUCCAAGCCUCAACUUGUAGCAAGAUGUGGUCAUGUGUCUAGUCCUGGAAAAUAAUAUGUAAGCAGUGGUAUUGUUUGGCAGUUGCUGAGAAUUUUUCUUAAAAGCCAGCUGUUUUUUGCCUUUCGCCCCUUUGUCCCUUUCUCUGUCUUAGUGACUAGACUGCAUAUGUGAUGGCUGGAGCUCUAGCUGCCAUCUUGAAUUGUGAGGACAAGAGCCACACUGUAGGGAUGACCGAGUGGUGAACAGGAAGGAGCCUUGUUGGGUGAAGACAUUAAGGAGCAGAGUCACCAUACCAGACCUAGAUUACCUACCUCUGGACAUUUAUGUGAGAGGAAAAAAUGUGGGGUUUAUAUUACUUUUAACCUAACCUAGUCUGACUGGUACAUUGUUAUUUGAUUAAAGUGUUUUUUUUUAUGUUUAUGCAUGUUAUAAGUUUAAAAUAAAUAUUUGCCUAGGCAAUCAUUUUAAUUUUUUAAUUAUUGUUUAAAAAUGUAUGUAUGUAUUGUUAAAAUAUGUAAUGUUAACACCUGAGCUGACCUAAGUUUUUAAUAUGUAUGAUGCUCUCAUUUAUUUCCUUUUAUAUUUUUGUGGUUUCUGUUGGAGAGAUGGAGAUGCCUUAUUAAGACAUUAGUAGGAUUUGGACACUGUCCUCAUAAGAGAUAUAAUCCACAAGGAAAAAUUCUGACUGAAUCAUCAGUAUAGACCAGCUUUUGGACCUGGUUUACAGUGAAUAAGAGCUUGAAAGAUCCAUACACAAAACUGAAUGUAAAGAAGAAACAGUAGGACUUCCCUGGUGGCGCAGUGGUUAAGAAUCCACCUGCCAAUGCAGGGGACACGGGUUCGAUCUCUGGUCCGGGAAGAUCCCACAUGCCACGGAGCAACUGAACCUGUGAGCCACAACUACUGAGCCUGCGCUCUAGAGCUUGCGAGCCACAACUACUGAGCCCACAUGCCACAACUACUGAAGCCUGUGCACCUAGAGACUGUGCUCCACAACAGGAGAAGCCACUGCAAUGAGAAGCCCAUGCACUGCAACUAGAGAAAGCCUGCGCACAGCAACGAAGACCCAACACAGCCAAAACUAAAUAAAUAAAUAAAUAUUUUUAAAAACCAACAACAACAAAAAAAGAAGAAACAGUAACUCUGCACAUGUGUUUAGGAUCGCCACAGAUAAUGACUCCAAAGGACUCACUACUUGUAAAUCCACAAUUUCUUGUUUCCCAGCCAGACCCUUCCUUGCCUACAGUAGCCCCAGAGAUGGAAAUGUAGGACUCAGUCAAGGCCAUUAAACAUAAUGACUGAUUUUUCAAGAACCUGCCCUCUCUAUUCCAAGAAACACUUCCUCUGCUUCUCCUUCUUGUGCCAUACCAAAGCUGCAAGUCCCAUGGGUCCAGGCUUUUCCACUUUGGCUCUAUCACACACUUAAUAAGCAAACAUUCAAGAAAUACAAAUUCUUUUCAAUAAAUCCCUCUGCAAUAUCGCCUGGUAUACACUAAGUACCACAGAUUAAUCCAACUCCCCACGAGGGUCACCUAAAAGGUAGAUUACAGGUGAACAAGUACUCGUAUAUACAUGCUCAUAGCCGUAGGCACAGCAGACAAAAAGUGGAAACAACUCAAAUGUCCAUCAGCAGAUGAAUGGAUAAACCAAAUGUGGUAUAUCUGUACAAUGGAAAGUGAUUUAUCUAUAAGAAGGAAUUAAGUACUGAUAUAGGCUACAAUGCAGAUGAACCUUGAAAACACUAUGCUAAGUGAAAGAAGUCAGACACAAAAGGUCACAUAUUGUAUGAUGCUAUUUAUAUGAAAUAUCCAGAAUAGGUAAAUCCAUAGAGACAAAUAGCAGAUUGGUGGUUGCCAGGGACUGGGGUGAGAGGGGAUUGGGGAGAGACUGCUUAAGGGGGACAAGGUCUCCUUUGAGGUUCUUGAAAUGUUUUGGAACUAGAUAGAGGUAAUGGUUGCACAACAUUGUAAAUGUACUAAAAGCCACUGAAUUGUACACUUUAAAAUAGUACAUUUUAUGUGGAUUUCACCUCAGUUUUUUUAAAAAAAGGGAAAAAAGAGAAGAUUAAGAUCAUUUAUUAAUUGUUCCACAAACAUUUCUCCCCAACCUUUUUUCUUUUUAAUAAACAUUAUUUUUAAGAGUAACUUUAGGUUUGCAGAAAAUUUGUGCAGAAAGUACAGAGUUUCCAUAUACUCCCCCAUGCCCCACAAUUCUCCUCCUAUUAACACCUUGCAUUAGUGUGGUACAUUUUUACAAUUGAUGAACAAUAUUGAUACAUUAGUAUUAAACGAAAGUCUACUAGGGUUUACAUUAGGGUUCAUUCUGUGUUGUAUAGUUCCUGGUUUUGACAACUGCAUAAUGUCAUGUAUGCCCCGUUACUGUAUCAUACAGAAUAGUGCCCUAAAAUGCUUUGUGCUCCUCAUAUUCAUCCUUCUCUCUCCCUAAGCCCCUAGCAACUGCAGAUCUUUUUAUUUUCUCUAUAGUUUUGCCUUUUCCAGAAUGCCAUACAGUAUAUAGCCUUUUCAGACUGACUUCUUUCAUUUAGUCAUAUGUGUUUAAAAUUCCUCCAUGUCGGGUUUCCCUGGUGGCACAGUGGUUAAGAAUCCGCCUGCCAAUGCAGGGGACACGGGUUCGAAAAGGGACACUGGUCCGGAAAGAUCUCACAUGCCGUGGAGCAACCAAGCCCGUGCGCCACAACUACUGAGCCUGCACUCUAGAGCCCGUGAGCCACAACUACUGAAGCCCGCGCACCUAGAGCCUGUGCUCUGCAGCAAGAGAAGCCACUGCAACGAAGAGUAGCCCCCGCUCACCGCAACUAGAGGAAGUCUGUGGGCAGCAAUGGAGACCCAAUACAGCCAAAAAUAAAUAAAUAAAAUAAAUUAGUUAAAAAAAAAUUCCUCCAUGUCUUUUCAUAGCUUGAUAACUCAUUUCUUUUUAUUGCUGAAUAAUACUUCAUUAUAUAGAUAUACCAGAGAUUGUUCAUUCACCUACUGAAGGACAUCUUGGUGGUUUCCAAGUUUUGGCAUUAUGAAUAAAGCUGUUAUAAAUACAUUUGUGUGCUGACUUUUGUGUAGAUAUGUGUUCAACUCAUUUGAGUGAAUACCUAGGAGAGCAAUUUCUAUAUUGUAUAGUAAGCCUAUGUUUAACUUUGGAAAAAACUAAAAGACUGUAUUCCUAAGUGGCUGUACCAUUUUGUGGAGUUCCUUUGCUCCACAUCCUUGCCAACAUUUGGUGGUGUUAGUGGUUUGUAUUUCAGCUAUUUUAGUAGCUAUGUAGUGAUAUCAUAUAUUUUUUAAAUUGAAGUAUAGUUGAUUUACAAUGUUGUGUUCAUAUUGUUGUUUUAAUUUGCAAUUAUUUAAUGACAUGAUGAUGAGCAACUUUUAUAUCUUUAUUUGCCAUCCAUACAUCUUCUUCUGACCAGGGACUGAACCCGGGCCCUUGGCAGUGAAAGCACGGAGUCCUAACCACUGGACCACCAGGGAAUUCCCCGUAUAUCUUCUUUGUUGAGAUAUAUGUUCAAAUCUGUUGCUCAUUUUCUUUUUUAAAAAAUUAUUUAUUUAUUUAUUUAUGGCUGUGUUGGGUCUUCGUUUCUGUGCGAGGGCUUUCUCUAGUGGUGGCAAGCGGGGGCCACUCUUCAUCGCGGUGCGCGGGCCUCUCACUAUCACGGCCUCUCUUGUUGCGGAGCACAGGCUCCAGACGCGCAGGCUCAGUAGUUGUGGCUCACGGGCCUAGUUGCUCCGCGGCAUGUGGGAUCUUCCCAGACCAGGGCUCGAACCGGUGUCCCCUAGCAUUGGCAGGCGGAUUCUCAACCACUGCGCCACCAGGGAAGCCCUGUUGCUCAUUUUUAAAUCGAGUCGUUUUCUUACUGUUGCGUUUUAAGAGUUCUUUGUAUCUUUUGGAUACAAGUCUUUUAUCAGAUGUAUGUUUUACAAAUAUUUUCUCCCAGUCUGUGGUUUGUCUUCAUUUUCUUAAUAGUGUCUUUCACAGAGAGAAGUUUUAAAUUUUAUUGAAAUCCAGCUUACCAAAUAUUCUUUCAUUGAUUGUGCUUUUGGUGUUGUAUAUAAGAAAUCACCAAACCUAAGGUCACCUCGGUUUUCUCCUAUGUUACCUUCUAGAAGUUGUAGAGUUCUGCAUUCUACAUUUAAGUCUAUGAUCCAAUUUGAGUUACUUUUUGUGAAAGGUGUAAGACCUGUAUAUUAAUUUUUUUGCAUGUCCAGUUGUUCCAGUACCAUUUGUUGAAAACACUUUUCUCCAUUGAGUUACCUUUGUUCCUUUGUCAAAGAUUGGUUGAUUAUAUUUGUAUGGGUCUGUUUCUGGGCUGUCUAUUGUGUUCCAUUGAUCUAUUUGUCUAUUGUUUCACUAAUAUGACUACUGUAGCUCUAUAUUAAGUCUUGAUGUGCCCAAUGUUGGUGGAAAGUCAGGGAUUUUUGUUUUUAACUUUUUAUUUUAUAUUGGAGUAUAGCUGAUUAACAAUGCUGUGAUAGUUUCAGGUGCACAGCAAAGCAACUUAGCCAUAUGGAAAGUCAGUGAUUUUGAAUAAACACAUCUGUAUUCUUUGUUUCAUUUUAUACAGAGCACAUAUUAUUGUAACUUUAAAACAUAAAAUAAAAUUUACUUAUUGUUAAAAA